Messenger RNA from Gloeophyllum trabeum ATCC 11539, 1151 nucleotides. Its product is annotated as EF-hand. Gene Ontology annotation, biological process: actomyosin structure organization; mitotic cytokinesis. Gene Ontology annotation, cellular component: cytoplasm; myosin II complex. Lineage: Eukaryota; Fungi; Basidiomycota; Agaricomycetes; Gloeophyllales; Gloeophyllaceae. The transcript has 5 exons. The record is from RefSeq and is a predicted model, not a curated record. Gene Ontology annotation, molecular function: cytoskeletal motor regulator activity; myosin heavy chain binding; calcium ion binding. The coding region runs from base 106 to 705 and encodes 199 amino acids.
AUAACCAGAGCUGUAGUCUGAAUCUGAAACUCUUCUCCUAUAUCGCUUGGGCGUGUCCUUCUCGCAUAGUCCUCGAUUUGCUUUCAUUGGGUUGAGGAGUUGAUCAUGUCCCGUUAUCCCGACUAUCUUUCCCCGGGAGGUCCGAAGUUGACAAAGGCUCAGAAGUCCCGGGCGCGACGCGAACCUUCAGGCGUCUUCCAGUUGUUCAAUGCCCCUCAGAUCCAGCAGUUCAAAGAGGCGUUCUCUCUCAUAGAUCAGGACAGGGAUGGGAUUGUGAGCGAGAAAGAUCUGAAAGAUAUCUUCGCGAGCCUCGGCUUGCAACCGUCGAGGAAGAUGCUUGACGAUCUACUCAGCGACCGACCAGGCACCCAUAGCAGAUCGCCGUCUGGUGAGGACGCGGACGACCGUGGCGGUAUCAACUUCACGAUGUUCCUCACCAUGAUGGGGGAGCACCUGUUCGAAUUCGACACCGAGGCUGAGCUGAUUGAGGCGUUCGAGUCAUUUGAUGAGAAUGAUACUGGCACUGUGAAAUGUGACGAAAUGAGGAAGUGGCUCUCAGAGGUCGGGGAACGGAUGGACCAAUCGGAGAUUGACCGCCUAUUGAAGGGCCCCUUUACGGACAGACAGGGUAACUUCAAUUAUCGAGAAUGGGUUAAGGUCCUCCGAGUCAACACGGAUCCCGACGAGGCCACCGAAGUGUCAUGACGGAUACUCCAGGACGUUUCGUUUCGUUGACAUAUACCCUGCUUAUUAUAGACUCGUACCGCACUGUGGGUUGAGAGAUGCAUGGACUCUGUGUAGUAUCAUAGCACCGAUAUGUUGUACAAUGUAAUUUCAAACUACAGCCAUUCGCCUUUCAAAGGCUCUGCGGGGAUCUUCUCCUCGUCCAUAGCGAGUUCCUUGAGGACGUCUUGAAUUGACUCAUCCUUUUCUUUCUCCGCAGUCUCGUUUAAUGCGCUUCCUCUACCUUCGCCCAAGCUCGUUUCCAGCCCAUCUUCACCAGACCUUGCUCCGAUCAGAAGCAGUUCUGCCCCUUCGUAGUCUAGCAGUUCCGGCCGGGUGACGCCUGAGAAACGCAAUCCAUAUGCCUCUGUACCUCUGGUGCCUUGCCCAAAUACUUCCUUCAUGACCUGUUCCGGAUAUUCCGCUCG